Messenger RNA from Heterotrigona itama, 2443 nucleotides. NCBI's taxonomy places the organism in Eukaryota, Metazoa, Arthropoda, Insecta, Hymenoptera, Apidae. The record is from the annotation of a GenBank genome assembly.
AAAGUGUCUGUAUGAUUCGCGCUUAUCGCAUUUCGCUGUACACGUUUUUCGCGCAAACAGAAACACAUGAGGUGCCUGAAGAUUGUCACAGACAUAAUGAAGAAAAUGGCGGCAGCAUCGAUAAGAUACACAGUUGCACAGAUGAUGAUGAUCAGUAUCAAGCUAGUUACGAUGUAGGUUCUUUUCCUAAAGAUUUUGGAUAUGCCCCAUUUGAUGGAGAAACAGAGGGAUCUAUGGAUCCUUUAGCAGGAGAACAAAAACCUAGAAUAUUAUUAAUGGGCCUUCGCAGGAGUGGAAAGUCAUCAAUACAAAAAGUAGUUUUUCAUAAAAUGUCACCAAACGAAACGCUGUUUUUGGAAAGCACAAACAAAAUUAUCAAAGAUGAUAUAAGCAAUUCUAGUUUUGUUCAAUUCCAAAUUUGGGACUUUCCGGGACAAAUUGAUUUCUUUGAUCCUACUUUUGAUAGUGAUAUGAUAUUUGGUGGUUGUGGAGCACUAGUUUUUGUUAUCGAUGCUCAAGAUGAUUACAUGGAAGCACUUAAUAAACUUCAUUUGACAGUUACAAAAGCAUAUAAAGUUAAUCAAGCGAUAAAAUUUGAGGUGUUUAUACACAAGGUUGAUGGCUUAUCUGAUGAUUGUAAAAUGGAAACACAAAGAGAUAUACAUACUAGAGCAAAUGAUGAUCUUGCAGAUUCUGGAUGUGACCAAAUACAUCUGAGUUUUCAUUUAACAUCCAUAUAUGAUCAUAGUAUAUUUGAAGCAUUUAGUAAAGUUGUACAAAAAUUGAUACCACAAUUACCAACUCUAGAAAAUUUACUAAAUAUACUCAUAUCAAAUUCUGCAAUUGAAAAGGCAUUUUUAUUUGAUGUAGUGUCUAAAAUUUAUAUUGCAACUGAUAGUUCUCCUGUAGACAUGCAAAGUUAUGAACUCUGUUGUGAUAUGAUUGAUGUUGUUAUUGAUGUAUCUUGCAUAUAUGGGUAUGCCUUACAAAAAUCUACUUUGAGAGAGGAUUUAGAAGCUGCAGCAUUUGAUAAUCAAAGUUCUAGUUUAAUCAAAUUAAAUAAUGGAACGAUUUUAUAUUUACGAGAAGUUAAUAAAUUCUUGGCUUUAGUCUGUAUUUUGCGUGAAGAUAAUUUUGACCGACAAGGUGUAAUUGAUUAUAACUUCCUUUGCUUUCGUAAAGCUAUACAACAGGUUUUUGAAUUGCGUAAUAAAGCUUUAACUACUGCAAAUGUUAAUAAUCAUUCAACACCACCUAUUAAUUUGAAUGAAACUACAAAUGCACCUACAGUAUCACAAAGUGGAACAAUAGGACAAAAUGGUACCGUUGUAAUUGCACAGAGUUUUGGCCAGAAAUCAUUAUUGGAUGUAUAAAAAAUUCAAAAAUAUUUUAUUGUUGGACAUAUGACAUGCUGCAGUUAAAUGCAGAACUUAAGCCAGUCACUGCAAACAAAGCAAUUAAAAAAAAAGAUACAUUAAAUGAUGAUAUAAAUUAUGCUACUGUAUCUUAUUAGUAGUAAUUAUUAAAAACUUUAAUAUUUUAUUUUUUAAUACUUCUUAUUGUAUUAAUUAUUGUAUUAAUUUUAGGAAUACUAGUUUGACAUAAACUCUAUAAUUGUGUUAAUAAAAUUUCAGACUUACAGUAAUUUGCAUCCUUAUUCUGAACUGCAUUAUGUAAGGCUAAAGCAAGGUAUGUAUGAUAUUUAUUAUAACUGUUUUCUAGCACAUCUAAUUCUUCACUAGCAAAUGUUAAUUUUUUAUAAUUCCAUCGAGCACGGAUAUGAUUACACAUCUCAAUUAACUAAAAAAAAUUUAGAUAUAUUGUGUAUUUGUAUAAGAUGUAUUUGUAGAAAAUAUAUUAUGUAUAACAAAGUUAAUAUAUACAUACAUUAUUUAUUGUUGCCAUUAAAUCUUCAUACUCUGAAGUUAAUAAACAGUGUUCAUGAACUUUUUUUAAAUAUUCAUUAUGAACUGUAAUUAAAAAAUAAAAGAAUUAUAUAUUGUAUAUAUUACAAUUUUAUUAGUAUAUAAAUUCACUAUAAUUACCUGAUAUAAUUGUGUCCAAACUCUCGGCUUGUGUCAAAGAUUUUUCUAACAUAAGACUUAAAUUUUGUAAUACUUGACCAGAUAAGUACGUAUGUACUAAUGUAAUUGCAUGUAAUAAACAAAAUCUUAAGCUUUCAAUACGUCUGAUAUGAAACUGUUCUAAUUUAUUCCUUUUGCAUACUGAUUUUGAACCUUCUAAAUCUAUAAAAAAAUAUCUUUAUUUAUAAUAUUCUAUUAAAAAUGAGAAAAAGAGUCUUAUAAUGUUUUUUUUACCAUUAAAUCUUAAAUUAUUUAAUGUCCAUAAAGCCCACUUUAAUUUCAACUGAAAUCUAAAUAUUUCAUUAUAUUUUACGAAAGUUUUUUCAUUUAAUACAAUAUUUAUAGGCCAGCCUAUUGUG